GCCAACACGGAGAUCAAGCUCAAAUCGGCCUGGCAGAGACGCAGCCUUGCAAUGGACCUAGCGAAUUUGGCUUCCUUUCAAGUGAUUGAGAGCUGGGUUCAGUACCUGUUUUUGCAGCUGGUGAAGGAUCAGCCCAGAGGCCGUGACGACUCUUUGGCGGCCACAGCCUACAAUGCUUUGCAUUUGCGCAAAGAGCCGCCGCAUGCCUGGUCCAUGUGGCACAACAGCAGCAAUUGGUUCUCAGUCCGCGCCCAAGGCUGGCUGUGCGACCUGGCCACGGCCGCGCAGGGCAGCCAGACGCACGACUUUUGCUUUUGCGGCAAGCGGAUGACGAGAGCGCCCUUCACAGAGGAGGUUGACAUGUCUUUCCUGGAAGGGCCCUUCGACUCCGAACAGGAAGUCACAGACCAUCUGGGCCACUCGGACUGGGCGGUGAUCCGACGCUUUGUUUUGGUCCAGGGAUCCGAGAUGAAGCUUAGACCAAUCGACGAUUGCUUGGAGGAUGUCGACUAUGUAGCAGGGAUGGCCCUCAAGAUCGCAGAGGCUGACGCAGAUGCCGCGGCUAGCUUUCUCUUGGACCUGUUGGGGUGGCGUCACGCCCGCACAGGGCCCAAGGGCCUUCCGUUCCGUUACACCUUCGAUGUGCUUGGAGCAACCUUGGACCUGAACGAGACUGCGGCAGGAGUCAUAACG
This is a messenger RNA of Effrenium voratum, 693 nucleotides long. Lineage: Eukaryota; Dinophyceae; Suessiales; Symbiodiniaceae. The record is from the annotation of a GenBank genome assembly.